AUGGGCACGAAACACAAAACCAGCCUCUCACAGAGCUCGGCCUCGAGUUCCGAGGAUGCUAGCAGCCAGGCGCAUACCAACGCGCAGCCGACCAUGAGUCGGUGGGAGCGUCUCCGCCGUCCGUCUGCGGCAAGCUCCACCAAGCGACCCAACUUUAGCGAGGCCAGUCGAACCAACAGCGCCCACAGCAGCACCGUCACAUCACCCACCACGCCUGCGUUUCCGCUGCCGCCCGCCGCCGCGCCCUCGCAUGACAUGAUGCGCACCGUCAGCGACGACAGCUAUAUGCACAUCCUCGCCGCCUCGGCUGCCGCACGCAGAGCAGCCACCGAGGCCGGCGCCUUCUCGGACACGGCGUCGCUGCUCUCGUUCACCUGCUCGCUCAGCAAGGAGUUCGACCGCCAGCGCGGCGCCGAUGCGCGCAGUGCGUCGGCAGCGGAUCUGCACGCCGCUCCCAAGCACGCCCACAACACCGAUAAGAAGCAGGCGUGGCUCGACACUACGUUCCACAAGCUCAGUGCGCGCUACCGAGCGCCCAAGAAGGGCGCACAGCAGGGACAGGCGUCGACAAAACCUGUCAAGCCACACUUCCUCGACCUCAGCUCCAUCAUUUGCCCGACCCCGGCACACAGCGACUCAGCAGCAACCGAUGACGAUGAAGAGGCGGGCGACCGCUCGUCUUCGUCUUCGUCGUCCUUCACGUCUGGGGUCGACUCGUCGUUCGAGGCCAUGUCGGGCUGGGACAACUCGUCGGCGGAUACGAGCGUGGAGCUGCGCACACCGCAGAACGAGGAAGACCGCCAACUUGCAUGCGCCUACGACUUUACCACGCCGCGUCCGUCGCAGAUGCAGCGCUUUGCAUCCGCCACCAGCAACACCUCAUCGACGGGUGGUCUGCGUCUGCCAUCGCCACCGAUGAUCUCGCCGCUAAUGCCCAGCUUUGGCCUGCCCGGAUCGGGCGCAUCGACGCCUGGCCUCGCCCCGCCCAGUGUGGGCCAGUACGGCUUUCCAGCCCCGCCACGAGCUGUCGCUACGCUCGAUGAUAUCGGCCACAAGCCUGCGAGCCUGGUCAAGGUCACGAUGGGUGCCGGCACGAAUGUAUCGGGUCCACCGCCAGGGAGCAUGCGCCAGCUGCGCAAGCAAAAGUCGUUCGACAACCCGGCGGAGCUGCGACGCCGCCAGAAGCAGGAGUGGGCCGUGGGCGGGCCGGCUCCUCCAGGCUUCGGUGGGGCGAAUCUGACGAUCGGCAUCCCGACGCCGAGUCAGUAUGCGCAGCACUCGCAUGGGUUGCUUUCGCCACAGCAUGCCAUGAGUCCGCCGUCGUCGGCGCGCACGCUCGAUGAUGCGCACCACCGCGCGUACGCACAGGCGCGCUCGGGCGCGGGGGGUGCCGUGCACAGCCGCGUGGCAGAGAUGCAGCGCCCGACGCCCAUGCAGCGCGGCGUGAGCCACGAUACGGCCGGCGCGGUGCUUCAGCGCCCCGGGCUCGCACCGAGAGCGUCGCACGGAGCAUUGCGAGAUGGAGCCAGGUCCGGCGCGGCACCGUCGAGGAGCGAUCUCGAUCCAGCAUCGUCGACGGGCUUCUCAUCGGCACGGCUGGCUAGGUCGAAUUACCCGCGCCCGGGAAGCGAUCGCAGGAUGCCGGUAGCUUUGCCGACCACAUCGCCCAUGCCGUCGCCGGUGACGGGAGUCGCACCGCUGCCGCCGCUGCUGCCUGCAUCGUCGCGCGAGUCGUACGGCUCGUCGGUGGGAACCGAGUCGUUGCCACCCACGCCGCACUCGGCGACGUUCCUGCGUGGGCUGCCGUUCGCCACGGGUGAAGAUGGACGUGGCAAGCACGCGCCGAGCUCGCCGCGCGACGUGAGAAUUCCUCGCGAGCUGCACGGCGUGCCGCACCAGGGCACGCAUGUGAUCGGCGGGCCAGAGUCGAUGGGGUCUGCGCUGGGGCUUGUACCCGGUCGCAUGGUGCGCGCGUAUUCCGACUCGCCCGAUGCAUUCCCCGUGCAUGGCAGCGCGACGGUGCGCGGUGCAUCGCGAUUGCGCGGCGAGAGCAUCAGCAGCAACGACAGCAUGGGCGACGACUACGGCCGCCGCCACGCUACCCAGAUGACGCCGCGCCAGAAAGUACGACCCGAGUUCCGCCGCGAACAUACGUCGAACGCGGUGCUCGUCAGCCCGCCCAAGCCCACGUCUCCCCAGGGCGCAUCGAAGCACCUGCGUCCCGAGAUUCCGGACUGGGCCGCAAACCCCACCGACGAGACGAUCCGUGCCGGUUCGGCAGCGUCAGCAGCUAUCACGCCGCGCUCGUCGAGCCUCAAAGACCUCCUCGCCUUGGCCGACGGGGAGAGGGUUGAGCGACAGAGCUUGGAUUCCGACCGUUCGGACUCGAGUCUGGCAUACACCAAGCCUUCGCCGCUCAUUGCGCAGACCGCACCUGCACCGGCGGCGUCGAGCGCAAGCAUCACCCCCACCAACUCGUCCAACCACCUCGUUCACGCAGCAGUCACUCCUACCGCUCAGGGCCCGGCGUCGAGAUGGAGCCCCGAGACGAGCCCCGUCAAGGCGCCGGCUUCGGGAUUCCUGGGCGCAAGACAGCGUGCCAACUCGCGCGCCGACGAGUGGGCGGCCAACCUGCGAAAACUCACCGCCCGCGGCGGCAACCACGCUGCCGUAGCAACCGCCGACAAGUGA
This is a messenger RNA of Moesziomyces antarcticus, 2691 nucleotides long. RefSeq lists its product as uncharacterized. NCBI's taxonomy places the organism in Eukaryota, Fungi, Basidiomycota, Ustilaginomycetes, Ustilaginales, Ustilaginaceae. The record is from RefSeq and is a predicted model, not a curated record. The transcript has a single exon. The coding region runs from base 1 to 2691 and encodes 896 amino acids.